This is a messenger RNA of Schistocerca nitens (vagrant locust), 1627 nucleotides long. RefSeq lists its product as uncharacterized. The transcript has 8 exons. The record is from RefSeq and is a predicted model, not a curated record. Lineage: Eukaryota; Metazoa; Arthropoda; Insecta; Orthoptera; Acrididae. Bases 20 to 1627 code for a protein of 535 amino acids.
CCAGUGUCGACAGCAGACAAUGCAGCCGGCGGUGGUCGUAGCCUCCCUCGCGGCUCUGUUGGCAUCAGACGGGACGGUGCUGGACUGCGUCUGCACCCACCUCCGCAACAUCACUGUCUCUGGCAGCAUCUGGGGAGCGAGUGCCGGAGAACGCUACAUCUGGUUGCACUACUGUGAAUAUCCCGAAUGGUUCCCGGUGGCCGUAGCGUGCGGGCCCCCAGAGCAUCAUCCGUCCGCCGCAGACUCACCUGUGGAGCGCCUGUCGGCCCGCAUCUGGGACUACGGACUGCCGCCGCCGCCGCCCGCAGGUGGGUGGCGGCAGGGAGGGGGAGGGCGGUGCGCCGGCGCCCUGGCCGAGCUCCGCCGCCUCGCGUGGGAGGAAGCCUGGCAGCUCGUCGAGGAGCUCGACUGCCGGAUCGCCGGCGACUGCAUCGACUCCUGCUCUGUGCCGAGGUUGAACAACAUGGAAUGGGACAUGACAACGCUGCAAAUGGAUGAUCUGAGACCUAUGCUGUCUCAGUCACUCCAAGCUGUUCGGCGCAUCACAAGAGCCACGGUCGGCAGGAUGAGAUGUGAGAGCUGGCGUCUACCUGAUUCUGAGUGGAUGUAUAAAACUGUUUUCCAGGAACGCCUCUCCAGCUACUGGCGAGACAUGGCGCAGCUGCUCUCGCUCAGUGCGACGCACUACUCACAGCUGUUGGUUCCCCUCGCAUUCGAAGAUAUGAUAAUUCCACUCGUAGUUCUUCACUACAGCCCUGCAGAGAGGUAUGGCAGGGCGUGUUGUGGCGCAGAUAAGGAUGCAAUCUACGAUUUCGACCCUACAAUAAGGCGGCCGCUGUUGAGUGAACGCCUACUGCGCUAUCAGCCGUGGAACCUCUCCUUUCCCGACGACUUCAGUGCGCUGUGCGAGGAGCGGCAGCCAGAGCUGUCGCAGGUGUUCAACCUAGCUGCCUCACUGUACGCCGCCUAUCGCGUCUACUGGUACGCUGCCGCUGAGUACAUCGAUUUAUUAUACGAAGAUGAAUUCAAGACUGUAGACGAGGAGUGGCAGCUGGAGGACAGAAGCAGCGCUACACUCUCCGUGGACACUGACUGCGUGCAGCUGUUGGCGAACGCCCUGGACCACCCCACGUGUCCGCUGGAAGACCUGCCUCUGGAAGCGGUUAAGCAGCGCGAGCAGUGCCGUGUGCAGCUGUGGGACGACGUGGUGCAGAGGUCGCCCCUCAUACCCGUCACCAGCUACCUGGCCUACACGCAGAGGGUGAACGUCAACCUCUGUCUGCUGGCCUGGAUGGCAGUCAACUCGUACAGCAUUUGUCAGGGCGUCCCAUUUAGUAUUAUACAGUCCGUGAGUGAUGCUCGUUGCUAUUUCGAUAGACCUGACGAUCAAUCGUGUCAGCAAUCGAACGCUACAGAUGCCAUCUGCUCUGUUUCCAGAGCUAUUCUGUUGCUGAGAUGGAAGCCGGACCACUCAGCCACGCAGCCUGCAGAGCUGUGGCGCUGCGUGGAGCGCCGGCAGCGGUGGGGCCGCGGCGCGGUUCCACGCUGUGCGAAUUACGGGGGUCAGAGUUCUGAGAGUCCGGAACCUGACGACGUCGCCCUCUACGUCGAAACUUUCGUCGAGUAA